CCAACAUUCUCAACCCUCUCCUUAUUCUAUUCUUUCUCUGAAAACCAAAACAAGAGGAAUUAAAGUUCAUUCAUUUAAAAAAGAAAGUAAAGAUAAAAAUAACAUGCACAACAACAUGAGCACUCUCUCUUUCUUCAUCCUUCUUUCAACACUACUAACUGUUGGUUACGGUGGUCGCGACUUAGGAGAUAAAAACCCGUUCACCCCGAAGGCUUACGUGGCACGUUACUGGGACCAACACGUCCGCAACAACUUGCCAAAGCCAUCGUUUCUUCUCUCAAAAGCAUCCCCAAUGAGCGCUUCCGACACGGCGUCGUUCGCCAAGCUCGCCGCCGCGAACAAACUCUCCACCCGCCUGCCGGAGUUCUGCUCCGCCGCGCACCUCCUCUGCUUCCCGGAGGUCCGUCCCAGCCUCGAGAAACACACCGAAGAUGCCGGUUUCCAAACCUACAACGACGGCCAGAACUUCACCAACUACGGCACCGACUUCGCCGGCGGAAUCGACACCUUCAAAAACUACUCCAACGAAAUCUCCACCACCCCGGUGAACGACUUCCGCCGCUACAGCCGCGGCGCCGCCGGCCACGAAGAGCGAUUCUCGGCCUACGCCAGCGAUUCCAACGUCGCCGACCAGAGCUUCAGCACCUACGGCACCAACGCCGCCGGUGGCUCCGGCGAGUUCAAAAACUAUUCCAGCAACUCCAACGUACCCGACUUGCGAUUCACCACCUACUCCGACAGCACCGGCGGGAGAACGCAGUCGUUCUCCAGCUACAGCGAGAACGGAAACGCCGGCGGCCAGACCUUCCAAUCCUACGGCAAGAACUCCGCCGGCGCGGCGAACGACUUCAGCGCCUACGGCACAGGCUCAAACGUCGCCUCUUCGGAUUUCACGAACUAUGGAAAAGGAGGUGCGGGCCCCAACAACACGUUCACGAAUUACGGCGUUAACAUGAACAACCCUACGGAAACGUUUCAGAGCUACGCAGACGGAACGGUUGGGGGAACGCAGAGUUUUUCCAACUACAGAGACCAAGCUAACGUAGGCGCUGACUCGUUCAAAUCCUACGCUAAAAGCACGUCAGGCUCCGAAGCGGAUUUCAAAAGCUACGGGAAUUCCUUCAACCCUGGUUCGGACACUUUCAAAGGCUACGCCAAAGGCGCAGAAGAUAGCAAGGUUGGUUUCACAACCUACAGCGCUAACACUAAUGCUACGUUUAAGGAUUACGCCAAACAGGGCGUAUCCUUUGCUAGUUACAACGUAUCUUUCUCUCCUGGGAGAGCAUCCAAAACUGUUAGUGGCAGUUUGGUAAAAAGGUGGGUUGAACCGGGUAAGUUCUUUCGGGAGAGCAUGCUUAAGGAUGGGACUCUUAUGCCCAUGCCCGAUAUAAGAGAUAAAAUGCCCAAAAGGUCGUUUUUGCCCCGCUCCAUUCUGACCAAAUUGCCCUUCUCGUCUUCCAAGGUUCACGAGUUGAAGCGCCUCUUCAAGGUUUCUGAUAACUCCUCCAUGGAGAAGAUGAUAAUGGACUCUUUGGGGGAGUGCGAGAGGGUGCCAAGCAUGGGUGAGACCAAGCGCUGCGUGGGUUCUAUUGAGGAUAUGAUUGACUUUUCCACCUCCGUAUUGGGCCGUAAUGUCGCGGUUUGGACCACUGAGAAUGUAAAUGGGUCCAAUAAGAAUGUGAUGGUGGGCCGGGUCAAAGGGAUGAACGGUGGAAAGGUGACCCAAUCGGUGUCGUGCCACCAAAGCUUGUUCCCUUACAUGCUUUACUAUUGUCACUCCGUUCCCAAGGUUCGGGUCUACCAAGCGGAUCUAUUAGACCCGGAAUCUAAGGCCAAGAUUAACCACGGUGUUGCUAUUUGUCACUUGGAUACCACUGCGUGGAGCCCCACCCACGGUGCAUUCAUAGCGCUCGGGUCGGGUCCGGGUCGGAUCGAAGUGUGCCAUUGGAUCUUUGAGAAUGACUUGACCUGGACUAUUGCUGAUUGAUUUAGGAAACUAGAGUUGGUUCGCGACUCCAUUGGCUAAUGGAAAUUGAAAGCAGGCUCAACCCAAUGUCAAUGUGUUUUCAUUUUAAGUCACCUUUUUUUUUUUUUUUUCCUGGUUUUCAGAAAUAAAUGUUUUGUAAGGGUUUGUUCAUUUUAAGUAAUUAUUAAAGUGUGCAUUAUGUAGUAGAAGCCAGUGAAUGUAGUAGUGUCUAUUUAUUUAUAUAAUCAUUAGUAUUUUCACCAGUGUUA
Molecule: messenger RNA, 2235 nt
Organism: Glycine soja
Lineage: Eukaryota; Viridiplantae; Streptophyta; Magnoliopsida; Fabales; Fabaceae
Product: polygalacturonase 1 beta-like protein 3
Exons: 2
Coding region: 104-1987 (627 amino acids)
Source: RefSeq, a predicted model, not a curated record